AUGCCUUCUCAGAUCCUUUUGACGGUCAUCUUCUUUGCUUUAACUUAUGGAGCUCCUGUUGACCCUCUCGCUUCUAAUCUUGCUGGUAAGGUGGUAGACAUAUCAGGAGAAUAUCCCAUAGUUUAUGACUUUUCCCAGCUAGACUUAGUCCUAGGAGUAAAAGAUCCUAUUGGAGAGUUGGAAAUGGCUUCCUUAGCAGGCGUAAACAAGGAACCUACAGUUGAAAGAACAGAUUCUGGAACCUACCAAAUAUUGUAUAAGACGAACAAUAUAAACGACCUAAAGAAACCCAAGUAUGCUCAUCUUGCAGAAGACAAGAAUAAUGCCUUCUACUUUGUGGAUACGGGAUCUUCCAUGUAUUAUGAUGAUCGAGAAGGUCAAUGGGUCGAGAUUCAAAAGAAAGAUAAGAGUGCUGCUCCCAAAUUGAAAGAGGUACCCUAUCUGAUUCCCGUUUCUGCUUGCAUAGAUAGUCGUUAUGGAAGUGGAGGCUCGGUUACUAACCAAUACUCCAUUUCUAUUUCCAUGUCCAAUUCUGCUGGAAUUGGUGCAUCUAUCAAUUUCAUGGCUCUUCCAUUGGGUCUUUCCCUAACAAUUGCAACCAAGGUGGCUAACCUGUUAUCUAUUAGCGGACUGUACACAUGUAAUAUAGGACCCAAGCAGUAUGGUCAACUACUGAUUCUGCCCAAAAUGGUGGAAGUUCCAGCCUUGACCAGAAAGGGUUAUUACUUUGACAAGAUGGACGGCUUCGUAGCCCUGAAUCUGAAGCUCUCUGAGUUGGCUAAGUUUAAGAUACUCAGUUUGUAUCCUCCAACCCACUACUGUAUGGUGGACACUACGCCAAAGAAACUUCAAUGUGCAGCUGCUCGUGGAGAAACCAAAUUCUUUGAGUAUUAG
Messenger RNA from Scheffersomyces stipitis CBS 6054, 894 nucleotides. RefSeq lists its product as uncharacterized. The record is from RefSeq and is a predicted model, not a curated record. NCBI's taxonomy places the organism in Eukaryota, Fungi, Ascomycota, Pichiomycetes, Serinales, Debaryomycetaceae. The coding region runs from base 1 to 894 and encodes 297 amino acids. The transcript has a single exon.